AUGAAUGUGGCUCAGGAAGGGAAGCCCAUCUGCUGCUACAAUUGCCGUCCUUGUGCAGAAGGAUCCAUCUCCACCAUGGAAGAUGCAGACAAAUGUACCAAAUGUCCAGAAGAUCAACAUCCAAACACGUAUCGAGUUCACUGUAUCCCCAAGAUUAAAAGUUAUCUUUCUUAUAAGGAAAAUCUGGGGAUUAUCCUGACUUCCAUUGCCUUGUUCCUCUCUUUAACCACAGGCUUUGGCUUGGGGAUCUUCAUUAAAUUCAUGGAAACACCAAUUGUCAAAGCCAACAACCGGGACCUCUCCUACAUCCUCCUGGUCUCUCUCCUGCUUUCCAUUUUGACUUCCUUCCUGUUCAUUGGCCGGCCAAGGAAGGUGACCUGUCUCCUCAGACAAACAGCCUUCAGCAUUGUCUUCUCAAUUGCCAUUUCUUCAAUCUUGGCCAAAACCAUCACAGUGGUGUUAGCCUUCUUGGCCACAAAACCAGGGAAUAAAGUGCAGAGAUGGUUGGGGAAGAGCUUGGCCAACUCCAUUGUCUUUUCUUGUUCUGGCCUUCAAGUUGUCAUCUGCAGCAUCUGGUUGAGCACUUUUCCCCCAUUCCCUGACUCUGACAUGAACUCCCAAGUGAGAGAAAUCAUCCUACAAUGCCAUGAAGGUUCUGUCACCAUGUUUUAUUUUGCCCUUGGGUACAUGGGCUUCCUGUCUGCUGUCUGCUUCACGGUGGCUUUUCUGGCCAGGAAUCUCCCUGGGGCCUUCAACGAAGCCAAGUUGAUCUCCUUCAGCAUGCUGGUCUUCUGCAGUGUCUGGGUGUCCUUUGUGCCAGCCUACCUGAGCACCAAAGGGAAGUACACGGUGGCUGUUCAGGUCUUCUCCAUCUUGGCCUCCAGUGCUGGACUGCUGAGCUGCAUAUUCUUCCCUAAAUUCUACAUUAUUAUUUUUAGGCCAGAUCUGAAUACCAAAGAACAUUUGAUGUCAAAAUAA
Molecule: messenger RNA, 978 nt
Organism: Pantherophis guttatus
Lineage: Eukaryota; Metazoa; Chordata; Lepidosauria; Squamata; Colubridae
Source: RefSeq, a predicted model, not a curated record